AUGGCAGGCAGUUAUAACAGAGAAAUGUGGUGCACAUGGAUGCAAUGUUCAUGAAGACGGUGGGUUGGCUCCAAACAUAUCGAGCUUUAAAGAAGCUCUUGACCUUAUUGAGGAGGCUGUAGGCAGAACAGGAUACAACGAGAAAAUUAAAAUCGUUAUUGAUGUUGCUGCUACUCAGUUUUGCAUAGGCACGAAGUAUGAUUUGGAUUUUAAAACUCCAAAUAAAUCCGGACAAAAUUUUAAGUCAGGGGAGAAUAUGGUUGAGUUGUACAACGAACUCUGUACAGAGUAUCCAAUUGUAUCAAUUGAAGAUCCAUUUGACAAAGAAGACUGGGAACAUAUAAAGAACUUUUCUGGCCUUGGAAUAUGCCAGGUAGUUGGAGAUGAUUUAUUAAUGUCAAAUCCUAAACGUAUUGAGAGGGCCAUACAGGAAAAUACGUGCAAUGCCCUUCUUCUAAAGAUUAAUCAGAUUAGGACUGUAACUGAAGCUAUUGAAGUAGCGAAGAUGGCUAAGGAUGCCCAUUGUGGAGUGAUGAUAUCCCAAUGGAGUGGUGAAACAGAGGACACAUUCAUAGCUGAUUUAUCCGUUGUCCUUGCGAUAGGUCAGAUUAAAGCAGGAGCACCUUGCCGUGGAGAGCGACUGGCUAAGUACAACCAGGACAGAGAGAGGGAAAGCAUAUUUAUAGUGUACAUCUUAAAAACUUAUAAGCACCAAUGAUGAUUAGGGUAUUUUUGGUAUAUUAAAUGUGUUGGUGUAACACAAAGCAAUAUAUUGUUGUACCCUAUGCUUUUAGUCUUGUUCCUGUAUUACCUCCGUUAAAGUCCAAGCGGCGAGUCCCGUCAUUGUAUAUAUUCAGCCGUUGGUUUAUUGAUCAAACUUUAUUCC
This is a messenger RNA of Cuscuta epithymum, 886 nucleotides long. NCBI's taxonomy places the organism in Eukaryota, Viridiplantae, Streptophyta, Magnoliopsida, Solanales, Convolvulaceae. The record is from the annotation of a GenBank genome assembly.